AUGGCGGAGUUCAUGAGGUUUUCCACGUUUAUUACAGGUCCAGAAAUGGCGAAGGUUCUUCAGUCUGGCGUCGAUUUCAAUAUGAAUGACUUGAAGUUCAUGCAUUCUGUGAAAAGCUCCGUCUUCGGGGUACCUGAUUGCCGCGUGACUCGUUGCGGCUACACAGGAGAGGACGGGGUUGAGAUUUCUGUGGAUGCGGACAAGGCACCUGAUCUGUGCAACGCAAUCUUGUGCUCUUCGUCAGCCAACGUAAAAUUGGCUGGUCUCGGCGCCCGCGACUCCUUACGUUUGGAGGCUGGCCUCUGCCUGUAUGGAAACGACAUCGACGAAACAACCACUCCAGUCGAGGCAGCGUUAGUCUGGCUUAUUGAGCUAUUAAUCGAUCACUACCUUGUUGUUAGCACGCUGAGCUGUAAGAAAUGGAGUACCAUGCGAAGAUCUGGUGGCAGAAGCAACCAGAGAAUCAAACGGGAAGAUUAUCUUCGGUGGACACGAGAGCGAAAUUUGCAAACAACAUCGCACCACGCUUUGAACAGAAGCCGAUAA
Soboliphyme baturini is the source of this 546-nucleotide messenger RNA. Lineage: Eukaryota; Metazoa; Nematoda; Enoplea; Dioctophymatida; Soboliphymatidae. The record is from the annotation of a GenBank genome assembly.